AUUAUAGAGCUGGAUGAUUUUGAAAAAAUACUUAAUUGUGAUGAUCUUUUCAGUGACAUUACUGUUGCGAAAUCAUUUGCAAUUUCUGAGGGAAAUAUAAUUUUGUAUAAUUGUUUUCUUAUUUUCAUUGAAAAAAUUAAGAUGAUUAUGGCGCGAUUCUUGCAGGGAUGUGUAACGGAUGUUUUUUUUUUGAGCCAAUCACCCAGUAUAGAGGACAGCAAAGCCAGAUGGCCCGCUCUAUUUGAGACAUCUCACAUCCAGGAUGAGUUUCACAGAAUCACAAUGGUGCAUCUUGAAUCAAAGUUCAUGUCCAAACUGGAUGAAUAUACUCCUCGACUUCUGAACCUCUUCCACUCCAAGGGCGGAAACAUGGGGUUGAGAUUGCAGGCUGUCCUACUCAAGACUCCAAGCAAUCCUGACAUCAACAUGACCAGAGCUGUUAUCAUUCGAUGUUUGAUGCUGUACCUUGGGGAAUCUACAGAUCAACUCUUAAAAGAGUACGAUGAUGCUGAUGAAGACAGUGUGUCACAGGACCUUGCUGUUCAAAGCCUGAAGAUCUACAACAUCAAAGCUAACACGUCAGAGGAUCCAGACAUCGGUAUCGUGGUGGACGGCGUGAAAAUUCUAACUGCUCUGGGUAACUUUCCAAGGGCUUGCUCCCUGCUUGUUGGGUUGGCGUAUGCUGUGAAUCUUGCCUAUCCAAAGGAGCUCAGAUACACGUUUGAAGUGUUUCAGAAACUUCUCCUCGGGCUGGAUAGUUCAAAGCUCUCCCCAAAAGUGAACAGCCUCAGGAAUAAACUACUGGCUUAAGAAAACGGACCCUUGCUAAACAAAAGGGAAUAGACAAGUCACUGUGAAAACCAACACGCAAAACUUUGUGAAAUGCUCUGUGAAGUUAGUUAAAAUUAGGGUAAUUUUCAGUUCAGUGGAUUUCUGCAUGUGUAUUUUUUCUUGCAGUACAUUACAGUUAACCACCCUUUCUAAGGACUGACCCCUUGUUCUCAUA
Molecule: messenger RNA, 1006 nt
Organism: Xiphophorus hellerii (green swordtail)
Lineage: Eukaryota; Metazoa; Chordata; Actinopteri; Cyprinodontiformes; Poeciliidae
Exons: 4
Coding region: 142-810 (222 amino acids)
Source: RefSeq, a predicted model, not a curated record